CUUCCCUUCAUUGAGUAACGACGCUAACGAAAAGUGGAUUGCCUGGUUCAGUAUUUUGGAAUACCUCAGACGCACAUCAAAUGUAAGUUUGUUUAUGGAAUUGAAUGAUUUUGCAGUCGUGAUAAUACAUUAAUUAGGCUAUGGCAAUUUCAAAUCAUUUUAGUUCAACUUCAAUUUUAACAUUGCUCAAUGCUCAAUCAAAUCUUAAUUAAUAUUAUAGGAUACAAGCACAUUAUUGUCUUAAAUGUAUUUGUUCAAAUAAUAAAUACACAAAAGUUCAUAUAAGUUGAGGCCUAAUAAAGGAUAAAAAAAGUAAUGAGAAAUGCAUUCUUUGUCAGAGUUGGCUGCUUUUCAUGUUAACAGCAGAAUCUUACUAAAGAGCGCAUCUAUUUCACAGACAAAAAAGUAAUGACUUUGAAUAAAGGUGACAAAUUGCGGAACAUGGACAAAAGGAGAGGGAGCAUGCCGUUUCCCAUGCACCUGCAGAACCUGCACAGAAGAAGCAUGCCGGUGGAUGACCGCGAGAUGCGCAAGGCGCAAACUGGAGAGCUGUCCAACCUCAUGCGCUGCACGUCCUACACCCCCGGGGAGCCUUACCGAGACAGCUGUGUAUCGGACUCGUCCGAUUCCGUUAUCUCCUCCGGCAGCGACUCCGGGGGACAGGUGUACAAGGUGGUUCUCCUCGGCGAGCAGGGUGUCGGAAAGUCUAGCCUGGCACGUAUUUUCGGUGGAGUCGAGGAUGGUCACGACUGCGACGAGACAGGUGAGUGUCUGAUGACCAUUACUGAUGAUGAUGGUGUUGAAGUUUAUAUGGCAUUGAAAAUACACUACAAUGAAAUACGUUAUCAAAACAAAGAAAAUAACUGUUUGACUGUGGCUGUUCUCAGCACCCCAUUAAAGCUAAUGCACAUAGGCUCCAAACUAAGUAAAUAUAGGAUUUGGUUUCCAUAUAAUCUUGGCACACAGGCUGAAGAACAUUGAUUAUUGCUUAUUUCCAUCCAGUCAGUAAGGCGUCACACAUAUCAAAGUACUGCUGUUGACAUAUACAGCCACAGAGAUAGUGGAUGGGAGAUAUGAAAAUCAUUGACUGAGGGAAGGAGACAGUAAUGCACUGUAAUACCCAUCACAGAUAUAGGUUAAUUGAGAGUUAAUAAGCUGUACUAAAGGCAUCAUGAAAUGGGAAAUAGAAAUGGGCAAUAGUGAGUGAGACCUCACACUUUACCCAGUUAGUGGGUUUAUAACAUUGUGGCCAGGAGUAUUUAUCUGUCUGCUUGCUUUUGUUUCAGGAAACACAUAUGACAGAUCGUUCGAGGUGGACGAGGAGGAGGCGUCCAUCUUGUUGUACGACAUUUGGGAACAGGUGAGGCAUAUAAUGCAAAUGAUGCAAUUUCAGUUUGACCCUCAGUAAAAUUGGUCUUAGUCAUAGCAUAUCAUUUGAUGUACUGCGUAGUGCUCUAAUGCUGAUGUAUAAUAUCAUAUAUCACUAUAAUAACUUUAAUUUGAGCACCUGUAGCUUUUGAUUAGAUAAGCAAUGUAACUAAUGUAAUUAUAUUUCUCUUCGCCUUCAGGAUAACAGUCAGUGGCUGAAGGAACAGUGCAUGAGGAUAGGUGACGCCUACAUUAUCGUCUACUCAGUGACAGACAAGUCCAGCUUUGAGAAGGCGUCAGAGCUACGCAUCCAGCUACGCAGAGCUCGCCAGACUGAGAACAUUCCCAUCAUCCUUGUUGGAAAUAAGAGCGAUCUGGUGCGGUCCAGAGAAGUCUCUGUGGAUGGUAAGUGACAGUGAUCUUUGCCUAGUGCUACUUAUUUUAGAAUUACUGCUAUAGUUAAAGCUAGUAUAAAGGUGUUAUGCAAAGGCAUAAUGAUGAGGGUGAAGUCACUGUCCCCAUGGAACACUAUAGAUUCUCACCUGCGCCUCCCCUCCUUUUUUUGGCAGAGGGCAGCGCCUGCGCUGUGGUGUUUGACUGCAAGUUCAUCGAGACCUCAGCCAAUCUCCACCACAAUGUCAGGGACCUGUUCGAGGGCAUCGUCCGGCAGAUCCGCCUUCGCAAAGACAGCAAGGAGGAGAACGCUCGCCGUAUGGCCAACUGCAAACGACGCGAGAGCAUCGGCAAGAAGGCCAAGCGUUUCCUGGGCCGUAUGGUGGCCCGGAAGAACAAGAAGAUGGCCUUCAGACAGAAGUCCAAGUCCUGCCAUGACCUUUCGGUCCUCUGAGAGUAUAGUAUCUGGACUGCUGUUUUCUCUUUGGCCUUCAAGACCAGACGCUGUGUGUUUUUAACACUAACCCCAAGGACUGAUAGAGCUGUACAGAAAUUAUAUAUUUUAUUAUAUUAAUUAAAUACAACAGACAUGUCCAUGAUAAUGAUCUGGCUUUUGAAGUUUCAUUAUUUAAUUUUUUUGUCUGCCUUAUGUAUAGCUGUUGAUACUUCUUGUGUAUGUAUAUUCAAUCCACAAAGGCUUGUUAUUUUCAACCAUGAGUUGUAAGAUUGCCUUGAUAAUGGGGGACAGUGUGUUUGGUUCUACUGCAUGUAGUGUUGGUCGUGUUGUAUAUAGCCCUCAUGAAAGAUUACAUGAUGGUACACUGUCCUGAAAAGCAAUGGAACUGUAAGCCCUAUGAGUGAUUUCCCUGCAUUCUGUCACCUGGAGUCAUUUUUACUUGAAACUGGGUACGCAGGUUCGUACUUUGGCCAUGAUACUGAGGAGAGGAACAAUGUGUAAUGGGGGUUAGGCCAGGUUUUGGAAAAAUAUAUGAUUCUAUUGUCCUAACCUUCAGUCCAGAUGUGAAUGAAGAAAGCAAUAAUAAGUUAUAUUUGUCAUGUGAAUUUAACGUUUUGUUUUAAAUAUAGUUGAUUUGCACUUCAUUUUAAUAUUCAAUAAUUUUGUUAUGUUUACAUUUGAUUUUUUUUAAUAAAAAAAAGAAAUACAAAUA
This is a messenger RNA of Coregonus sp. 'balchen', 2930 nucleotides long. The record is from the annotation of a GenBank genome assembly. NCBI's taxonomy places the organism in Eukaryota, Metazoa, Chordata, Actinopteri, Salmoniformes, Salmonidae.